GAAUUUGGCUGCAACUCCACCUCUUCGACGUCCGUCGGUAGCGGAAGCUGCGCGUAUUGGAGGCGCAAAGCCUUCGGACCGGUGGCAGACAUGGAGUGCAUCCGGCUUUUGAGGCACCGGCUGCGGCCUGGCGUGCACUUUUUCUUUGGCAGGCGGUUUUGCUGCAACUGCAGCCGCCGCUAUGGUCCGCUCCUGGGAGGGAGCUCGUGGCGCUUUCCAAGCGGGGCGCCGCAGGGGUGCGGAUCGGACAAAUGCCGGUGGCGCAGAAGUGGCGGACAGACCUUACUUUGCGCACAUGCUCUUUCACAGCACAGCAGUACAGAGGUGACUCAGGCUACUUUAGCCAGUGUGGCACCAGUGUUUUCAGUGAUGAAAUUUGAUAAAGAAGGCAAUGUUACCACCUAUGAAAGAAAUAAAACAGAAUUAUAUCAGGAACUAAGUCUUCAAGCACGAGAUCUACGGUUUCAACAUCAAGUAAAUAUAACACCCAGGAACAACAAAAUUAUUAUGAGAAUGGAGUUUUUGAAGGCUGUGAUAACACCAGAGUAUCUUCUAAUCCUAGACUAUCGCAAUACAAAUCUGGAAAAAUGGCUGUUCCAAGAACUGGCAUCUCAACUAGCUGGAGAAGGUCAACUAGUUACAUAUUCUUUGCCUUUUGAAUUCCGAGCUAUUGAAGCAAUGCUGCAAUAUUGGAUCAGCUACCUGAGUGGCAAACUUAGCCAUCUGCAGCCUCAAAUUCUUGAAACUCUGAAUGCUUUAGUGGAUCCUAAGCUUUUGUCCCUGGAUAGGAGUAAAGUCCAUAUCUUACUGCAAAAUGGAAAGAGUUUGUCCGAAUUAGAAACUGACCUUAAAGUUUUCAAAGAGACAAUAUUGGAAAUCCUAGAUGACAAAGAAGUCAUGGAAGAACUGUGUCUGACUAAAUGGACGGAUCCAGAAGUAUUUGAGGCAAGUCUCUCUGGAAUUGACCAUGUGGAGGAGAUGGAACUGCUAUUGGAAAAUUACUACAGGCAGGCAGAAGAUCUUAUGAAUGAAACCCGGGAACUUAAAAUACUGAUUGAUGAUUCUGAAAGUAUCAUCUUUAUCAACUUAGACAGCCACCGUAAUGUUAUGAUGAGGUUAAACUUGCAGCUGACCAUGGGUACUUUUUCAAUCUCACUUUUUGGAUUGAUGGGAGUAGCAUUUGGUAUGAAUUUGGAAUCAUCAUUUGAAGAGAACCAUGGAAUGUUUUGGCUGGUGACAGGAAUUAUGUUCCUAGGCAGUGGCUUAAUUUGGCGGCGCCUGCUUACGUUUCUUGGGCGGCAUCUAGAACCAUCAAUGCUUCCACCAAUGCCGUCUUUAUUGAAAAAAACACAGUCAGCCAAUGGAAAAGUAGAGUUUAAGAAUGUUUUCAAAACAGAAUCCUUUGAGUCAAGCAGAAGUACAAUGACCAGCCAAUGACAUGAAUACUCCAGGAUAACUUGAAUUUGAGACUAUCAUCCUGGAUUUACUUUUUCAAAAAAAAAAGUAGCAGCCUUUACCAUUUGACUGUGUUAUAUCCCAAAAAUACAAAGUUAAAAAUCUUCAAUUAUGGAGAGAAGACUUCAGAGUUUUGAAUACCACAGUAGAAAAUUUAAAUCAUGCCCUUUUUUCCUCUAAUAAUGCCUUCUGUGGGAAUUCUGAUAAAAUUUAACCUUUUGCCAAUAUAAGAAAAAUGUGUCUACCCGAAUAAUAGUUUCACACAUAUUCCUUCAUAGGUAUAGUUCAUAAAAUGCAAAAAGUGUUGUCUAAAUUAUUUCUAAAGAGUGAGAUAUAUUUAUAUAAAAAUAGUGUUAUCUCUGAUAACAGAUUCUUUUUUGAAAAUAAUAUACCAUAAUAUUAAUUUCAUGUUGUAUUGUUUAGAUUUAGUAUUUUGUAAAGAUACUGUUUUAUUGCUCUCUCUUCAGUUAAUGGAUUUCAAAAGGUAAAAAGCUUAUUUUACUCAAUUUUAUAUUCCUGUCAUAAUUACCAAAAAUAGAGUUACUAGUACUGUUUUAGGAGAAAGCUCCUUUUUAAGGAGGCUUUGUUUGCUUGUGAAGCUUCUUUAAAAAGGAGCUCAUGAGAGAAGUACUAUUUGCUUGCAGAAGGUUGCCAUGAGGCAGGCAGCCUUUGUCAGAAAGCUGAGAUUCACAUUGCAUCACAUCAGCCAGGCUCUUCUACAAAAACAGAAAGGUAAUUUGGGUGCUUGCUGAGCCCUGGAGCUGGGAGAGGAGCAGGCCGAGUCCUGCAAGUCCCUUGGGCGGCCAGAUGGGAAGUAGGCCUUGGCUUACAGGCUGCAAUUGCCCUAUCACUUCUACAGACCAUCUUCAGGCUCCUUUGGAUAGCUGAAUAGCCACUUGGAAGCAGGCCGAUGCCUGGAGAAAUUCCAAGGGGCAGACCCUGGGUUGGCUGGAUGGGAAGUAGGCCUCAGCCUAGAGCAAGAGGGGGCAAUUAAUUUUCUCAAAGAACAUGAGAAACGGACUCUUGUGGAGGGGUGUUGCUGCAACUGUCACAACCAUGUCGCUGCCACUGCGCCAACACCACCGCCACACUGACACUUUUUCCCCAAUGUGGGGCAAAUGGGUUGUAAAAUGCCCAUGUCUGGCCUAGAGACUAGCUGCCUGGAUGUACGAGUCACUUUUUCUGACCAGCGUUAGGCUCCCUUGCAUGGCUGAAUAAGCCAGCUUGGAAGCAUGUAAUGGCCUAUGGGAAUAUUGAGGGGAAGGGAGCAGAGCACCAAGUGUCUGGUAGGCCUGUGGUAGGUGGCCUUGAUCUAUGUUAAGCCACCAAGUGCUUUCCAGAUUCCCAAGGCACCCCAUGCUCCUCUUAAUGACCUGUACAUUCAUUUUAUGAUUGCAUUAGGGAGAGCAGGAAUAGGGUUCAUGAAGUGAGACACUCAAUGGCUGUCAUGACAUGCCACCAUGAUGGGCAGGUUCCAUUAUGGUCAGUUUAAAGCUACCUGUACUUUUAUCUCAGUGCAGCAUCAGUCUCAUGACAACAAUUGUAAUAUGAAGUCAGAGCUAUGAUUUUAGUCAAGAGUGGUUCCAAAAUGCUACUCAGUCAGAAAAACAGUACUUGCUGCUUGCACUGCAUCAAAGGCAAACUAAUAAUUCAGUCGUUAUCUAGAUCAUUUAACUUAAGAUAGAACAUUAAUUAAUUAUCCUAAAUAGUAUCAAGAAAAUCAGAUUCAUGGUAGGCAAAAUUGGGAAUAAGUAUAACAGGAUCCAAUCUGGGUUGGUCACCAGGACUAGAGGUUUAGUCUUCCAAUCUUUUGGACUCGUGCGGAAGCCUAUCCUCAGGGAACUUCUCUUCACCAGAAUGUGUGAAUAGGGUCCAGAAUGAGUUCGAAAGCUGGAAAAACUAAGCCACUAGUCCUGGUGACCGACCCAGAUUGGAUCCUACAAAAUUAUCCUAGGACACAUAAUUUGUCUUCACUUAUUGUCCAUAGUGACUAACAACAACAACUCUGAAUUUUGAGUACAGUUUUCUUCUAUUGCCAUCUGUUACUUUUCUUCUGUAGCCAUCUGUUAUUUGAUCCUUUUAACUAGAAGUGUUAGGGAUCAAACCUAGGCCUUUCCGUACAUGAGCUAUACAAAUUACUUAACGGCGUAGUUGGAAUAUUGAGCCAGCUUCUUAAAUUUACUGAAUUUAUCAAAUACUGGUUCUCUAAUGUUAGAAAGGUCCAUGCAUUGCAUAGAGAAUAUAUAAACUCCUGUUACUGGACUAGUUUGGACUAGAAAUAUACUAGGUAACUAUUUGUUCUGAAGGAAAAAUACUUUAAUACCUGGCAUUGUCUCCAUGUCAUCGUGUCAAUAUGCUUGGCCAUGAAUCAUCUAAUAUCUAGGAUCCAAUCGUCAACAACUGAGCAAGAUAGCAAACUUAAGUUUGAUGCAAUGAAAGUCAAAUGAGUUAUCGGUAAUAAAAAUAUUGAUUUCUUUAAAUAGCUGUUACCUUGAGACAGAUUCUCGUAAAGGUCACAAAGUUCUGGAACCUCAACUCAUGUUCUUUAUAGAAGUAUUGUUAUGCUACUUAAUAAUGUAUAAAGUUAUAAUAAUAGAGAUAAAGAGAAAAUCUAUUUUAUUGAUGCUGGUUUUGUAUAAUUCACAUUUACGAUUCUUGGCUUUGUUCUCCAAUAUAUUAAAUCCAAGUCUGUUGGAAUAUUUUUUUUUUUAAAAAGUAAGACUAUACCUGCUGUCAUGCAACUGUUAAAUAGCUAAUGGCCAAAAGCUGCAAAAGAUUUAGAAAAACUUCCCCUCAUUAUUCCAUUUAACAUGAACAUCUUUAAAAAAUUACUAAUUUUAAGAAGCAUGAUUAACUUCUUAAAAGGUUUAGUAUUGUUCAUAUACUAAGUCAGGAGCAGGUUUGUUAUGCUGUUCUGCUUUCAGGAAUUACUGGUGCACAAAACUUGGGAUUACUUCAUUGAAGAGAUUCUUUGAAACACAGAAUGAUAAUCAGAAGGUGUAAAGAAAAAGCCUUCCACUAAGUCGGGCUUUAGUUGAACUUCUUUCAGCAGCUACGAUAACUUCGCUCUGUCAAGGCAGAAAACAGCUAUUAAUACUGCAUCCUAGGGGGGAAAGUGUAUCCUGAAAUUUUUGUGACAGGAUUAUUUUGUCGACUGGAAAAUGACAGCCAGAAUUUUCAGCUGACAUGGCCUUCAUCUAGGAAUUGGGGAAAUUAUACUUUCCACGCAUGUGGAGGGCACUAAAUUAGUUGCCAGUUUGGUCUAGUGAUUAAGGCAAUUGACUAGAGACCUAGUCCUGCUUUAGGCAUAAAGCCAGAUGAGUGAUUUUGGGCCAGUCAAUCUGUCUCAGAGUUAGGAAAUGGGCAAUGGCAAACCAUUUCUGAAAAACCUUGCCAAGAAAACUGCAGGGAUUUGUCCAGGCAGUCAUCCAAGAAUCAGACAUCAUUGAACGGAAAACAAAAAAGUCAGAUUGGAAAGCUACCAUUAAAUGCUGAAUGAUCAGGAAAAAAAGAUGUAGCAAGCAUGGAGUUUUCCACAAAUGAUUUUGGUUUUCUGUGGGUUAAAAGUCAAUUCAGUACAUUUUCUUUAUAAUGAUUUACAAUCUGGGCUUGUUUUCCAUUGAGAGGAAAAACCAGUACUACUUGUUUUAAUUACCUUUUCUCCAGUUUUUAUUGUGAGAAGAGCACUCCCAAAUCUUGAUUUUUCCUGCAAUGAGAAUAGAUAGCCAUCAAUGACAUACUCUGUAAUUAAGGUGUUCACUACUGCUCCUGCCAAAUUGCUACAACAGCAGUACUGGAAUACAAUAUCUAUUGAGCAAACGGCUUCAGGUUACCAAAUGGAUGAAGAUACAUGUUAUAACACUGACGUUGGCGCAUAACAAUGCAAAUGUUAAACUAAUCUUUAAAACCACCAGAAAGUAAUCUGUUCCCUGGCAAUGAUCUUUCUCUUGACAACCUGCUAGGUAGAUUAAAAGACAUGACUUAUUGGGCUGUUGGCUGUGCCUAGCUUCAAUUCUCCAAAAGCCACUGUCCUCGAUCAAAAUAAGAUGAAAACGGUGAGCCGUAACUUAAUAUAGCUUAUUUUCUUCAGCUUCACAACUUAUAUGGAAUUAGUGAGACAGGAAGACGAGCCUCAAAUUGCUGCUGCAAAAGUUUACUUCCCUGGGAGAAAAAGAGGAUGGUGGAAUGCUGGAUUCAUCUUCAGUAGAAUUUACUGUGCAAUCUUUCUGAUGUUUGACAAUAAAAAAUUGUAACUAUACCAAGUC
This is a messenger RNA of Pantherophis guttatus, 5720 nucleotides long. Lineage: Eukaryota; Metazoa; Chordata; Lepidosauria; Squamata; Colubridae. The record is from RefSeq and is a predicted model, not a curated record.